Molecule: messenger RNA, 1197 nt
Organism: Malus domestica (apple)
Lineage: Eukaryota; Viridiplantae; Streptophyta; Magnoliopsida; Rosales; Rosaceae
Source: RefSeq, a predicted model, not a curated record
AUGGGGGACCUAUUUUUCCCGAACGAAAUGCCAGACUUCGUGGCAGAGCCACCGGCGGACGCGGGACCUGCGUCCCAAAGGCCCACAGACUCGUUCAUGGAGCUCCUCCACCUUCCCUACAAAACACUCUCCGACACACUCAAGAGCUCCGCUUUGGACCUCAAAGAAACGGCUCCUCGGGCCUGGUAUGAAGCAUUCUAUACGGCCAUUCUCUCCUUAGGUUUCUCCUCUUCAUCUUCUGACACAAGUUUGUUUAUCAAACAAGAUUCUUCUAUCAUUUUCAUUUUAGUGUAUGUUGACAAUAUUAUCAUUACUGGUAGUUCAUCCUCCGUUUGUCAAUCUCUUAUUGCUCAGUUACAACUCAUGUUUCCUGUGAAGGAUUUAGGUGAUAUUCACUAUUUUCUGGGUAUUGAAGUCCAACGAUCGGCUACAGGGUUGUUUAUCCACCAAUCCAAAUAUGCUCUUGAUCUGUUAAAGAAAACUGAUAUGCUUGGUGUCAAGCCUUGUUCCACUCCUGCUGGUUCUGCCAGAUUGGAUCACUCAGGCUCUCUUCUCCCUGAUCCCACUUUUUACAGAUCAACUGUUGGAACUUUACAGUACCUAACCUGGACUCGGCUUGAUUUGGCAUUUGCUGUGAAUCAAGUCUGUCAGUACAUGCAUUCUCCUCGCACUAUUCACUUGCAGGCAGUAAAACGAAUCCUUCGGUAUUUGAAGGGGACACUUGAUGCUGGUCUAUGGUUUACACCAGGUUCACAAUGUCUCACUGCGUGGUCUGAUGCAGAUUGGGCUGGUUGCCCUGUUGACAGAAGAUCAAUGAGCGGUUACUGUGUUUUUCUGGGUCCUAAUCUAAUAUCCUGGAGUGCAAAGAAGCAAUGCACUAUUGCACGGUCUUCUACUGAGGCUGAGUACCGGCCUCUAGCCAACACAGUUGCUGAACUUAGCUGGGUUUGUAAAAUCCUGCAAGAUCUUUCUUUCCCUCUUCUCCGGACUCAUGCCAUCUUCUGUGACGACAAAAGUGCUAUUGCAUUAGCAUUUAAUCCUGUGUUUCAUGCUCGGACCAAACAUGUGGAAUUGACUACCACUAUAUUCAUGAAAAAGUUCUUGGUGGCCAAGUCAGUGUGCAUCAUGUUUCUUCUACUCUUCAACUGGCUGACAUUUUUACUAAAUCCUUGCCCUCUGCUCGUUUUGCAGAAUUGA